AUGACGUCGGCUGUUUACAGCGUGGCCCGGAGUGCCGCCUCCGCCGCCCUGCUCCACGUGCUCUGCUUCAGCGCCGUGAAGGAACCGUGGAGCACUCAGCACAUCCCAGCGCUGUUUUCAGCCUUCUGUGGCCUCCUGGUCGCGCUUUCCUACCAUCUGAGCCGGCAGAGCAGUGACCCCUCAGUGCUCCUGUCCUUGAUUCAUUGUAGAUUGCUUCCUAAAUUUCUACAUCAGAACCUGGAAGAGUUGGCCGCCGACCCUCUUCCCAAGAAGAUGAAAGGCUCGGUGAAGGAUAUCUUAAAAUCGGAUCUCAUUAUCUGCUCAGUGGCUGCCGUUCUGUCAUUUGCCAUCAGUGCCAGCACUGUGUUCCUGUCCUUGCGACCAUUUCUCAGUGUCGUGCUGUUUGCCCUGGCUGGCUCGGUGGGGUUUGUGACCCAUUACAUGCUUCCUCAGCUCCGCAAGCACCAUCCGUGGAUGUGGAUUUCACACCCCGUUCUUAAAAACAAAGAAUAUCAGCAGCGGGAAGUGAGAGAUAUCGCCCAUUUAAUGUGGUUCGAAAGACUCUAUGUCUGGCUUCAGUGUUUUGAAAAAUACAUCCUGUACCCAGCAAUAAUUCUGAAUGCCCUCACUAUUGAUGCAUUUUCAAUAAGCAAUUACCGGAGACUCGGUACCCACUGGGACAUUUUCCUGAUGAUCGUUGCCGGCAUGAAGCUGCUAAGGACCUCCUUCUGCAACCCCGCUCAUCAGUUUAUUCACGUGAGCUUCACUGCGAUCUUUUUCCAUUUUGACUACAAAGAUCUGUCAGAGAGUUUCUUACUGGAUUUCUUCAUGGUGUCCAUUGUGUUCAGCAAGGCAAGUUAGUUCUCCAUUUUCUUCAUUUUCAUAUGUAAAAGGUGCGUUUCUCACCACAGGUUUCAAGAGCUGUAGACAUUUUCCUUUAAAAAAAAUUGUGGAGUGAAAUUAAAUUGAAUUACAUUGAAUUACAUAUGCGUGUCACGCUCCUGCUACCAUUUGAGGGACAUUUCCCCGUGGAAUACAAAUAUGCCACAUAAUUUGCCAAAAAUCACUAAUUACAAUGAAUUAGCCAUUUACUGUUGCUUGAAAUUUUGAAAUUUUAUGAUCUUUGCGUCUGUUAGCAAUCUCAUUACAGAACUUCCCUAGACCUCAAAAUGCUCUGAAUUAAA
This is a messenger RNA of Panthera uncia (snow leopard), 1184 nucleotides long. RefSeq names its product pecanex-like protein 2. Bases 1 to 861 code for a protein of 286 amino acids. Lineage: Eukaryota; Metazoa; Chordata; Mammalia; Carnivora; Felidae. The transcript is spliced from 7 exons. The record is from RefSeq and is a predicted model, not a curated record.